This is a messenger RNA of Closterium sp. Yama58-4, 747 nucleotides long. The record is from the annotation of a GenBank genome assembly. Lineage: Eukaryota; Viridiplantae; Streptophyta; Zygnematophyceae; Desmidiales; Closteriaceae.
AUGGCUGCGGAAGGGCCGUCGAUGGCUGCUCCUGAGGCAGCGGCGGAAGGAGCGCCCGCAGGCGGAACGACGGGUGGAGCGGCGGGAGGAGCGGCGGGCGGAACGGCGGGCGGGGCGGCGGAAGCGGGGGUGAUCUUCGUGCUGGAGAAGGCGUCGCUCGAAGUCGCCAAAGUCGGAAAGACGUACGUGUUGCUGAAUUGCGACGACCAUGCCAACUUCCUGCGCAAGCACGGCAAGGACCCCGCGCUCUACCGCCCAGACAUCUGCCACCAGGCGCUCCUAACCAUACUAGACAGUCCCCUAAAUAAAGCUGGAAGGUUGAAAGCUCUCUAUGUGGCCACCACGCGCAACACGCUCAUCCAAGUCAACCCGCACAUCCGCAUUCCCCGCACCUUCCGCCGCUUCUGCGGCCUUAUGGUGCAGCUGCUGCAGAAGCUAUCCAUACGCGCUACAAACGGGCCUGAUAAGCUCCUCAAGGUCAUCAAGCACCCCGUCACCAAAUACCUGCCUCCGGGGUGCAGGAGAAUAGGCUUGGAGUACAGCGCACAGAAGGUGGUGCAUCUGCGCCAAUUCCUCAAGACAACCAACUCAGAGACACUAGUCUUUGUGGUGGGGGCGAUGGCUAGUGGUGACAUCAGCAGUGACUACGUGGACGAGAUGAUUGCAGUUUCGGAGUACCCACUGAGUGCAGCCACUUGCUUGUCCCGCCUGUGCACUACACUGGAACUAAAGUGGGGCAUCUUAUAG